Paramecium tetraurelia is the source of this 447-nucleotide messenger RNA. RefSeq lists its product as uncharacterized. The record is from RefSeq and is a predicted model, not a curated record. The transcript is spliced from 2 exons. Gene Ontology annotation, molecular function: 1-phosphatidylinositol 4-kinase activity. Gene Ontology annotation, biological process: phosphatidylinositol phosphate biosynthetic process; phosphatidylinositol-mediated signaling. NCBI's taxonomy places the organism in Eukaryota, Ciliophora, Oligohymenophorea, Peniculida, Parameciidae. Gene Ontology annotation, cellular component: cytoplasm; plasma membrane.
AUGUAAAAGGGAGUUUUUGAAAGGUGUGGUUUAGAUUUGCAUGUGUUUCCACAUAAAACCAUUCUAAUAGAACAAGCAAUUCUCUAAAUGUUGGAGGAAUCGUUGAAGUUGUAUAAUGAUAUCAAAUCUAAUCCACCCACCUAAUACUAUCUCUAGAGAUCAACUAGACAAGACUAAUCGAUUAUUUCAUUAGAGAUAUUUUAAAUCGUUAUGGUCUAUAAUAAAUUUUUGGCAGAAGAUUCUUUGUAAUUUCAGAUAGCAAGACAGAACCUCAUUAAGAGUCAAGCAGCUUAUAGUAUUAUCAGUUACAUAUAGCAAAAAAAGGAUAGACAUAAUGGCAAUAUUUUGAUCAGCGAUAAGGGACACUUGAUACACAUUGAUUUUGGAUUCAUCUUUGAUAUUAGUCCAAGGGGAAUCUUAAAUUUGAAUCUGUCAAAUUCAAAUUGA